AUGACCAAAUGCUUAGAAAUUUGGCCCAAACGGGGCCUCUCCACGGUCUCACGCGGCACAGAUGUCUCACUCUCAUACGGAGCCUUUUCAAAUGUGCUCUCCCAUCGCCUGCACUAUGUGAGAAUUGGUCACGGCAAAAUUAAUUUGCUACUGCUUCCUGGACCAAUGGGAUCAGUUUCAACCGAUUACUCAGAAUUUCUACGAAUGUUUGACCAAUCAAAAUUUACUGCUGUCGCACUGAAUCCGGUGGGCUGUGGCAACAGUGUACCGCCGUACCGUGACUGGAGUGACCCCGGGGUGCUCGAACAGGACGGCGAUUUAGGUGUUCAGUUGAUGCGUCAAAUCAACCUUACACCCUUCAUCUUCAUUGGCUGGUCUACAGGGGCUCAUGCUGCUCUUUGCGCGACCGUAAACACUGCUUCAGAGGGCACAGAACCAAUCAAAGGCCUCGUUAUUUGGUCCUUACACGACGACCCACCCGCCAAUCACGCGUGGACAUUGGGAAUGGAAGCGACCUACGGCAGGUCCUACUUCCGUAAGUGCUGGCAUGACUACGUCAUCGCAAAAACUAAAGGACAACUCAGGACAAUCAGGUCAGGACAAGUAGCCGAGAGUUUGCGCUACACGCCCAUCCUGUACAUUCGGAGCACUGGCGAACCGACAAGUCGCCUACUGAAUGCAUUGAGAUCGUGCCCUCUCUACGUUGAACGUGAUUGGCCAGAAUCCAACGGAUCUCCGCAUAAAGAGCAUCCAGAUUUGUUCAGAGAAAUCGUCGAGGAGUUCGCCUCUAACCUCCCCCUAUGA
Mesocestoides corti is the source of this 804-nucleotide messenger RNA. NCBI's taxonomy places the organism in Eukaryota, Metazoa, Platyhelminthes, Cestoda, Cyclophyllidea, Mesocestoididae. The record is from the annotation of a GenBank genome assembly.